Messenger RNA from Mesorhabditis belari, 663 nucleotides. Lineage: Eukaryota; Metazoa; Nematoda; Chromadorea; Rhabditida; Rhabditidae. The record is from the annotation of a GenBank genome assembly.
AUGGCCCUCCGAAGAGGAACAGCCCACAUGCGUUUCCCCCCGGGCGGCGAAAAGAAGGAUGAGAACGCGCCCAAGCGAGCCCUCUCCUACAGUGCUGCCCUUACUCAGAAAACCGCCCUCGCCCCACCAGGCCUGGAAUUUCCCCUACUGAGGUGUCAAGUAAAAGCAUUAAUCUUGUCUGCAAAUUUUUCGUGGCUAAAGAAAGCAAAUGGCUCGACCAACCAAAGGAAGCAGCUCGCAAGAAGUGUCAAAGGUUUCACAGAAGAAUGGUGGCGUCCUCCCAAGCGAAACCUCACGGCCUUCUUUAUCUGGCUCGCCGAAAAUCGCGCCCGUCUCAUCGAAACUGUCAAACCUAAUAAGGUUCUUAAGGCAGCCGGUGCUGAAUGGAAAAAACUCGAGAACAAGUCCGUAUGGGAGGAGAAAGCCAAGGCUGACAAGGAACGCUACAGAAAGGAAUUGGAGGCUUUUAAGGGACGAUCGCCAUUUGCCCUUCGCCAAAUAAACACAAAUGAUGACCGAACAGCAGCCAAAAACCCCGGAGAAAUCAACGAUAAAAACAAUGCAAGUACUCCAUAUUCUCCAAAAAUGAUGAAGAAACAACGAUGCGCAUGCUCAGAAGGCACCCACGAGGAAAACUACGAAAAAAGAAUCAGAACAACAACA